AAGUGGCUGGUUGCGUUUCCGUACGGGGUCCGUCCAAACAACGUCCCUGCCAUGGCAACGGCGCACGUCUGUGUCCUGUUCGCACUGCUUUCAGUGAGUUUAGCUGGAGAUGAUGUGAAGUUAAAGUACAAACCAGCCACGAAACCCGUGCGGCUUUUCACCGAGGAGGAGCUCCAGAGAUACGACGGCAGCAAGGAAGGCCAGCCUAUUUACAUGGCAGUGAAGGGCGUGGUGUUUGAUGUCUCCACGGGAAAAGAGUUUUAUGGUAAAGAUGCUCCAUACAACGCCCUGGUUGGCAAGGACUCCAGCCGAGCUGUGGCCAAGAUGUCCCUGAGCCCAGCAGACCUGACAUCAGACACCACAGACCUCACCGAGGAGCAGCUCAAGUCUUUGGAUAGUAUAUUUGAAGGAACUUACAAAGCCAAGUAUCCCAUAGUGGGUUACACUGCAGCACGUCUCCUCAACCAGGACGGAAGCCCCAACGAACACUUCAAACCAGAAGACCAGCCUCAUUUUAAAAUCAAAGAUGAGUUUUAAGGUCAUCUUAGGCCUUUGUUUUUCUGCUUGACCUUAAUAAUGAUCCUAAAGUGUCAUGCGCAUACAGGAGGUGGACAAAUUAAAUUAUUCUUUUGAGCCGAUCUGAGAUUAUAAUCUGUUAUGUUUCAUCAGAGUCAAGAUGACAAGGUCGAAAUAAAGAGUUUUCAGAAAAAAACAUACAAUUACAUUCAAUCAAGCCUGAAGUUUGAGCGUUUUCUUACAAUUUUUAUACACUUAACUGCAUUUAAAAGACGAUUAACUGAUAUCCAAUGGGUUAAAUACAUGCUUAUGAAAUGUUUAGUUUACAGGUAUAAAGUGGAAGAGGGAAGGGAUUAAAUGCUAAAGUGGGAUAUAAAAUAGUAAUACAACUUGGCAAAUGGGUGAAUCGACCCGGACAUGAGAGCAUCCAGAAAGUUUUGUGAGCCACAUAAUUAGUCUAACCACUAGUAAUCUUGGGGAUACUGUAGCUCUCCUACUUGUGUGAUUUAAGGACAGGUUCAGAAGUGAGUGACCCACAUUUAAAAAAUGUCAUUAAGGACAAAAUGUCAAUGUUAUUAAAAAAGCAGUUCAUCAAA
Molecule: messenger RNA, 1112 nt
Organism: Fundulus heteroclitus (mummichog)
Lineage: Eukaryota; Metazoa; Chordata; Actinopteri; Cyprinodontiformes; Fundulidae
Gene: nenf
Product: neudesin neurotrophic factor
Exons: 4
Coding region: 52-537 (161 amino acids)
Cellular component (GO): endomembrane system; membrane
Source: RefSeq, a predicted model, not a curated record